GUUGCUAUGGCAACCACGCAAGCAUAAUCCUCCAAGCAUAACACAGGCUAAGCACGAGUAAACAGCUUUUCCUCCAUGAAUUGAGUUACUAAAAGCUCCGAGAGUUGAACAUUUGGUGGCAAAAACGCCUUCUCAGCAUCAGUACAUGACUGCAGCUGAAAAGAUGCCCCACGGUUCAGAUGAUGCUCGCAAAAGGUUUAUCCUGACCACAACUGGAAACUUCUAUGGGAUAAAGCCUUCAUCAUCCCUGACUGACAGCCCAGAGCUCAAUAACUUCUUGGACGAUGGAAAUGAAUUUGUCCUGUCCAUCAGCAGACAUGACAAUGACCUUCACUUGUCAAAUAAGAUUGAAGCAUCGGGGGAGAGUAGAGAGAAGGUGUUGGUGUUCUUCAAGCUGCAUCCCACCGUGAUCACAGAAGACAACCUUCACCAGAGCCUCCUUGUGUCGUCCAUGCUGGAGUCUCCCAUCAACACCCUCUACCAGGCUGUAAGACAAGUCUUUGCACCUGUACUGCUGAAGGAUGAGCGCUGGCGUUCAGCAUUUGACCCUAAGCUGGCAGGCCUGCUGAGUGAGCUGGAGCUUGGCCUGGGCUCAGUGGUCCGCCAGUCUGGAGCACAACCCUCUGCCAAGAGGGGACGCUCAGAGGAAGAUGUCCUCGGCAUCCUGACUCCCAGUGAUGAGUUCCAGUACUGGGACGAUCUCGCUGAGUCUGCGGAGAAGAACAGCGUGAGAGAAAGGGCUACAUAUUUCACUGAGCAAUUUAAACCCAUACAAAAGGAGUAUGGUGGUCUUGAUGGCUUGUCUAUGCCUGAUGUUGUUGAUCUGGUGGAACAGAGCAGAGACGCUCUGGAUGAUGUUUGGCGGCAGACUGAUUUUGAGCCUUAUCCAGAAACACGCAUGGUCCGACUCAUGGAUGUUAUCGGUGGAGCCCUGGGAAGAUAUGUGCAGAGGAAGCUGAGCGGUCUUAAAAUUUUUGAGGAGUCAUUUGUAUCUGUGAGGGAGAACAUGAGAAUGGGCGUUACCAUCUGUGAACAGUGGGUGGUAGCCUGUGAGCAUCUGACUGGACAGGUGUGGAAGAGACAUGCUCCACACACCUGGAAGGGAAACAAGCACUGCCCGCAAACCGUUCAUUGCCUUGCAAAAAGAUUGGAUGAGGUGGUGACUCUGCGUACGGUUCAUGAGAAACUACUGCGUCUGCUACCGGGAGGGAAGCAGCAGGCAAUGACCUCAGAUCGUGUGUUUGAACCUUUCUCUGGACUAAACCCUCUGCAUUACAACCCCUACACUGAGCCUCUCUGGAGAGCAGCGGUGGCUCAGUUUGAGCGCCUAAUGGCUCCGUCAGAGCAGGAGGUCGCUGGCAGACUAAAGAGUGGCAUUGCUGAUGUACAGGACAACCCACAACAGCUGUUGCAGGUGUUUCAAAAGCACAAGGAAUUGAUCAGACGUCCCACCAUCAGCAAAGAGCUGCAGUCAGAGAGAGAGACCCUGCUGGCCAGACUACUGGACUACAACAAGGGCCUGAAGACAGACUUUGAGAGCCGAUGCCAUGGAGGCCCUGGAGACAAGUCUGGGCCACUCAUUGGCAGGAACCUCCCUGAGGUGGUCAACAAGAUUGUCUGGGUCCGACAGCUCAUACACAAGGUUGAAGACUCUGUCCGUAUAGCUGAGGCACUGCUCUCAGACCUGUCUGGGUUCAAGGGGUUCCUGCAUUUCUGUGAUGACCUGCUGGAGGUUCUGAGGGCGUAUGAACAGGAACAGUUCGAGGACUGGUCAAGAGAUAUACUGUCCGGACUGGCUGACCCAAAGUCAGGGAUCAGUCUCCAGGCCAGUAACCGUGUGAUGGACCUGGACCAUGUGGACGGCAGGCUGAAGAUCCAGUAUUCAGACAGGCUGGUCAGUCUGCUCAGGGAGGUCAGACAGCUCUCUGCCCUGGGCUUUCCCAUCCCAGCCAAAAUACAGCAGGCUGCUAAUACUGCAGACAAAUUCUACAGACAAGCCAUUGUCCUAAAACAGGUGGCCCAUUUCUACAACACCAUUGACCAGCAGAUGAUUCCCUCUCAGAGACCUAUGAUGCUUAGUCUUGCCCUGGCCUUUGAACAGGUCAUCAAGAACCCUCGUUCUCAGUCAAAGGAAUCGGGCGGUAAACUGCAGAUCACCUGGGACAACCCCAAAGAGUUGGAAGUUUACAUUGCCAAGCUGCAGUCUGCUGCUGAGAAACUUUCCACUGAGAACAGGAAGUUACGCAAAUGGCACACUGACUUCAUUGACAAGGUGGUGACACUGAUGAAUGUGGACCUACUUAGACAUCAGCAGCGGUGGAAGGAUGGCCUUCAGGACCUCCGUACCGGCUUUGCCACUCUGGAGGCUCAGGGCAUCAGGUCGGAUGACAUGCGGGCAUGGCGUCAGCACUGGAACCAUCAGCUGUACAAGGCUCUUGAACACCAGUACCAGACCGGACUGGAAGCCCUGAACAAGAACCUGCCUGAAAUACACAUAGACCUCACUUUCAAACAGGGCCGCUUACAGUUACGUCCUCCAUUUGAGGAAGUGAGAGCACGCUAUUUCAGGGAGAUGAAGCGGUUCAUCUCAAUCCCAAACCAGUUCAAAGGGGUUAGUGUCCAGGGGGAGGAGCUUAUCUUCAGCGUCAUGAUUGACAGAAAUGCUUCCGGGUUCCUCACCAUCUUCAGCAAGGCCGAGGACCUCUUUAGCCGUCUGCAGGCUAUACAACACAAGUUCGAGGAGUGGGUGGUGCUGGGCCAGGUUGAUUUAGAGAAGUUAGUGGAGAAGCAUCUGAACUCCGUGCAAGACUGGGAGAGAAACUUCAAGGCCCUGAAAGCCAGAGGGAAGGAGUCAGAACGUCUGCCCAGUCAGGAGAAGGUAGACUGUAUUACAGUCAACUGUGAGCCCGUGAAAUCUGUCAUCGAUGACCUGAUCCAGAGGCUGUUUGACAUGCUGCUCUUAUCUCUCAGGAAGUCAAUACAAGGACAUACCCAGGCCAUAGAAAGUUUUGUUUCAGAGUCAAUGGAGACCUUGUCCAAUCGACCAGAGAGCAUGGAGGAGAUUGGUGCGGCCAGUGGCAAAUACAGCCAGAUAUUAGCCCGCAAACCAGAAAUCUUACCUCAGUUCCAGAGUGCUGAGGAGAAGAACCGCUUGCUGCGAGCAGUGGCUGGGGGCGGCCUGGACUCGCUGUCCUCACUGAGGGCCAAGUGGGACAAACUGGAGCUUGUCAUGGAGAGCCACCAGCUCAUGAUCAAAGAUCAGGUGGAGGUGAUGCGAAGUAACGCCGCUGGUCGUAUCGACGCCUACAGGGCGGACCUGGAGCGGUUUAAGGCCCGCUGGGACCAGCUGAAGCCUAAAGAUGAGAUGCUUGAGAGUGGUGAUCAUGCUGCCCUUCUUGCGUGCCUCCAGACAAUCAGGGACAAGCAGCAAGAGUUCCAGGAGCUAGAGCUUGUGCGCAGUAAACUGCUUGAAGACUGUACCUAUUUUGACCUGGGGGCUCCAGAUUUCUCUCUGGCGGAAGAGACAAAACGAGACAUGGAGGAGUACAGCCAGAUGUGGGGUCUGUAUGAGGAGUGGCAGCAAGGCUUCACAGAAAAGGCCCAGGAGGACUGGAUCACAUUCAGGAGUAAGACGUAUGUGUUUGAGGAAUUUCUGUUUACGUGGCAGGACAGACUUAGGAAGCUGGAGCAGCCUACUGCCAUGUCUGUUAAACUGCAAGGAGAAGUGGACAAAUACAAGAACCUGGUCCCAGUGCUGAAGUAUGUGCGUGGUGAGCACCUGUCCCAAGACCACUGGUUGGACAUGUUCCGUUUGCUCGGCCUUCCUAGAGGGACGACUUUAGAGAGACUCACCUUCAAUGAUCUCCUCGGUGUGGCAAAUACCAUCAUAGAAAAGGCCUUGGAGCUCAAGGACCUGAACAGUCGUGCUCAGGCAGAGGUGACAAUCAGAGAAGCGCUGAGGGAGCUGGAUUUGUGGGGAGCUGCAGCUACCUUCAACUUCACGGAGUACACAGACAGCAGCAGGCGCACUCUCACCCUCAUCAAGGACUGGAAGGAUAUAGUCAACCAGGUGGGAGAUAACCGCUGUCUGCUGCAGUCUCUGAAAGACUCUCCCUACUACCGCAGCUUCCAAGACAAGGUCAGUCUGUGGGAGGUUCGUCUAUCAGACUUAGACGAGUACCUGCUGAGUCUGAAUGCCAUCCAGAGGCGUUGGGUUUAUCUGGAGCCCAUUUUUGGACGAGGGGCAUUGCCCCGGGAGGAGGCCCGCUUCAAACGAGUUGAUGAAGACUUCAGGUCUAUAAUGUCAGACAUUCAGAGAGACAACAGAGUUGUUUCUCUGAGCUCAAGGGCCGGAAUCAGAAACUCCCUGGUCACCAUACUGGAUCAGCUGCAGCGCUGCCAAAAGUCACUCAACGAGUUCCUGGAGGAGAAACGUUCCGCCUUCCCACGGUUCUAUUUCAUAGGAGAUGAUGAUCUGUUAGAGAUUCUCGGUCAGGCAACCAACCCAACUGUAAUCCAGUCACACCUCAAGAAACUCUUUGCAGGCAUCCACAGUGUUGUGUUUGAUGAGCAGUGCCAGCACAUUGUCGCCAUGUGUUCUUUGGAAGGAGAAACAGUGCCUCUUCGAAACCUCAUACGCAUCUCCAGCCUCGUGGAGGUGUGGCUGAGUGAGCUGUCUAUGGAAAUGAAGGAGACUCUGAAGCAACUGCUGUAUGAAUGUCUGUUAGCAGGGAAGAAAGGGGAGUUGGACCCCUCACGGUACCCAUCACAGAUUCUGUGUCUGGCCGAGCAAAUCCAGUUUACUGAAGACGUGGAAAGAGCUCUAAAAGAGCAAAAUUUGCAGCAGCUGGAGCUGGAGCUCAAUGUCAAAUUAGAACACUACACUACGGUGGACACCAGCUCUGACGAUCAAGCUAACUCAGAGUCCAGUGUCCUGCAGCUGAAGCUGAAGGCAUUGAUCCUGGAUAUUAUUCACAACAUCAGUGUGGUGAAGCAACUUAACCAGGCAGGAGUUACCAGCGCUGAUGCCUGGGCAUGGAAGAAGCAGCUUCGCUUCUACAUGGGAACAGACAAAGGCUGCCUCAUACAUAUGGUGGACGCACAAUUCAGCUAUACAUAUGAAUACCAGGGGAAUGCGGCUAAGCUGGUGCACACUCCGCUGACUGAUAAGUGCUACCUGACUCUGACCCAGGCCAUGAAGAUGGGACUUGGGGGGAACCCCUAUGGGCCCGCUGGCACAGGCAAGACUGAGUCGGUCAAAGCCCUGGGGGGGCUGUUCGGACGCCAAGUGCUGGUGUUCAACUGUGAUGAGGGUAUCGAUGUGAAGUCGAUGGGACGAAUCUUUGUGGGCUUGGUGAAGUGUGGAGCGUGGGGCUGCUUUGAUGAGUUUAACCGCCUAGAGGAAGCAGUGUUGUCUGCAGUUUCCAUGCAGAUUCAGGCCAUUCAAGACUCCCUCAAACAUCACAAGAGCGCAUGUGAACUGCUGGGGAAGGAGGUGGAAUUGGACCCAAACUCUGGGGUGUUCAUCACAUUAAACCCGGCGGGAAAAGGCUACGGAGGCAGACAGAAGCUUCCAGACAACUUAAAGCAGCUCUUCAGGCCUGUGGCAAUGAGCAGGCCAGACAAUGAGCUCAUUGCUGAGGUCAUCCUCUAUUCUGAAGGCUUCAAAAAAGGAGAAAUGUUGGGACGCAAACUGGUUGCAAUCUUCAACCUGGCCAGGGAGCUGUUGACUCCCCAGCAGCACUACGACUGGGGUUUGCGUGCUCUGAAGACAGUGCUGAAGGCCUGUGGCAGUCUCCUGCAGCAACAGAGGAGGAGUCAUGACAAGGACAAGAUUCAGGAGAGUAGUCUGGUGGUGCAGGCAUUGAGACUGAACACCAUGUCCAAGCUGACGUUUGCCGAUAGCUCCCGGUUUGAUGCUCUGGUCAGAGACGUCUUCUCUGGGGUUAGCUUCACCGAUGUGGAGGACCAGAUACUAAUGCAAGCACUGGAACAAGUCUACAAGGAGGCACGACUUGAACUUAUACCCAGCCAGCUGAAGAAGGCAUUGGAGCUGAAUGAACAGCUGAGACAACGUAUGGGUGUAGUUGUUGUAGGGCCAAGUGGAGCGGGGAAGUCUACACUCUGGAAGAUGCUUAGGGCUGCUCUCAGCAAGACAGGCAAAGUGGUGAAGCAGUACACAAUGAAUCCUAAGGCCAUGCCCAGACAACAGCUGCUGGGACAUAUAGACAUGGACACCAGAGAAUGGGCUGAUGGCGUCCUCACACAUAGUGCCAGGAGUGUGGUCAGAGAACCACAGGGGGUGAGUUCAUGGAUUGUGUGCGACGGUGACAUCGACCCAGAGUGGAUUGAGAGUUUGAACUCUGUGCUCGAUGAUAACCGGCUGUUAACCAUGCCUAGUGGAGAACGCAUCCAGUUCGGACCCAAUGUUAACUUCCUGUUUGAGACUCACGACCUUAGCUGUGCCUCACCAGCCACCAUAUCCCGCAUGGGAAUGAUCUUUCUCAGCGAUGAGGACAUUGAUGUGGGUGCCUUGGUGAAGUCGUGGUUGAGGAGUCAGCCAGAGGAGUGUCGCACUAACCUCGAAAACUGGCUGGGAGACUACUUCCAAAGAGCCCUGGACUGGGUCAUCAAACAGAAUGACUUUGUGGUAGAGACCAGUACGGUGGGUACAGUGUUCAACGGUCUGUCACACCUCAGUGCUGUGACAGAGAGAGGUCAGUUCAUCGUUGGACUUCUUAGGGGUUUGGGAGGAAACCUCAACCUCAAAACAAGACAGGAUUUUGCCAAAGAGUUGCUGAGCUGGGCCAGAGAAAACCCACCAGACAUCAAAAAACCACUGGAUACCUACUAUGACUCUGACACCGGCCAUCUAGCAGCCUAUACAUUUCAUCGGCCCGAGGGUCUCUCACUGGAACAGCUCUCUCAUACACACACACUACCUGUUAUUGAGACUCCAGACAUGCAGAGAGGCCUGCGCUGCUUCUCCCCAUGGCUCACCGCUCAGCACAGGCAGCCCUUCAUGGUGGUAGGACCAGAGGGCUGUGGAAAGGGCAUGCUCCUGCGCUACGCCUUCUCUCGGCUGCGGUCCACCCAAGUCGCCGUGGUUCACUGCAGUGCCCAGACCUCGUCUCGCCACGUCCUACAGAAGCUCGGUCAGACCUGCUUGUUGCUCAGCUCAAACACCGGUCGGGUCUUCAGACCCAAAGACUGUGAGAACCUGGUGCUCUACCUCAAAGACAUCAACCUACCCAAACCUGACAAAUGGGGGACCAGCAAUCUCACUGCCUUCCUGCAGCAGGUUUUGACAUAUAAGGGAUUUUAUGAUGAAAAUCUGGAGUGGGUGAGUCUUGAGAACAUCCAGGUAGUGGCCUCCAUGUCAACAGGGGGUGCUGUAGGGAGCCAUUCACUCACUUCCCGCUUCUCAUCUAUAGUUCGCGUCUGCACUAUAGACUAUCCAGACAGGGAGCAGCUGCAGACUAUCUACUCAGCAUACCUGCAGCCAGUUCUCCAGCAUAGCCUGGGCAGCCAGGCAUCCUGGGCCAGCACAGGGAAAACACACCAGCUGGCUGGGUCUCUUGUGCAGCUCUAUGAACAGGUGAAAGCCAAGUUUACGGUGGAUGACCACAGCCACUACCUAUUUACCCCCUGUAUCCUCACAGAGUGGGUCCUCAGCCUGCUGCGAUACGACCUCACUGCAGCUCAAUCUAAUGUGACAGACAGCGUGUUGGAGGUGGUAGCAUAUGAGGCCAGGAGGCUGUUCAGAGACCGACUAGUUUCCUCCAAAGACCUUCACACCUUUGAUAACAUCCUCUCCUCCAUCGUACGAGGGGACUGGAGCUCUGAGGCUCUAGACAACAUGACUGAUGGUUUCUACGUGACAUGGGGAGCCUCUGAAGGGGCUCUAAUGGCUCCAGGCCAGUCUCUACCUCCUCAUGGUAAACAACUGGGACGUCUGGAUUCUGCUGACCUAAAACAAGUUAUACAGAAGGGAGUAGUGCUGUACAGCCGUGAUAACAGGGAGCUGGAUCUCCUCCUGUUCUGGGAAGUGUGUGACUUUGUGUCCAGGGUAGAUCGCGUCCUGAGCCGACCCGGUGGCUCUCUGCUUCUGGCGGGUCGGAGUGGAGUGGGUCGGCACACAGCCACGUGCCUGGUGUCACACAUGCACGGAUACAUGCUGUUCACGCCCAAAAUCACCCGUGGAUAUACUCUUAAGCAUUUCAGCAAUGAUCUUAAGACGGUGAUGCAGCAGGCAGGUCUGGAGGGCCAACAGGUGGUUCUACUGUUGGAAGACUAUCAGUUUGUUCACCCUGCUUUCUUAGAGAUGGUCAACAGCCUGCUGUCAUCAGGUGAAGUUCCAGGUCUGUACACCCCAGAAGAACUGGAGCCUCUCCUCUCCCCCCUCAAAGAUGCUGCAUCCCAGGAUGGAUUCACCGGACCACUCUACAACUACUUUUCUCACAGAAUCCAGCAGAACCUCCACAUUGUUCUGAUCAUGGACUGCUCCAACACUAACUUCACUAUCAACUGUGAGAGCAACCCAGCUUUCUACCGCAAGUGUUCUGUCCAGUGGAUGGAAGGAUGGUCUGAAAGCAGCAUGAAGAAGAUUCCUGAGCUGCUGCUGGCAAAGACUGAAGGAGGAGGGGAGGAGAAGGAAAGGGAGAAGGCUACAAAGGGGAAAAGCUCAGCAGGGUCUGCUCAGGGAGACUUGUGCCGUUUGUUCCUGAUGGUCCAUGAAUCAUGCAGAGAACAUGGUGCAACACCCAGCCAGUACAUGGCCUUUCUGCAUGUUUACACUGCAUUAUUUAGCCGGAAGCAGAGCCAGCUCACAACGAGACAACAGCAUCUGCAGGCAGGUGUGUCUAAGCUGAACGAAGCUAAAGCAUUGGUGGAUGAGUUGAAGAGACGGGCUGCAGAGCAGAGUGCACUGCUGAAGACUAAACAACAGGAGGCAGAUUCUGCCCUGCAGGAAAUUACCACCUCCAUGCAGAAUGCCAGUGACCAGAAGACAGAGAUGGAAAAGAUAAAAGGGAAAAUGGCACAAGAAGUGUCCAAGAUUGAAGAGAGAAAAGCCAAAAUAGAUCAUGAGCUGAAGGAAGUGCAGCCUUUGGUAGAUGAAGCAAAGCGUGCAGUUGGAAACAUCAAGCCUGAAGCUCUGUCUGAGAUCCGCUCCCUUCGCAUGCCCCCUGAUGUCAUCAGAGACAUCCUAGAGGGGGUACUGAGACUGAUGGGCAUCUUCGACACCUCCUGGGUCAGCAUGAAGAGCUUUCUGGCUAAGCGUGGCGUGAGGGAGGACAUAGUUACAUUUGAGGCGAGGAACAUCACCCCUGAGAUUCGCCAGAGUGUGGAAGAGCUGCUCAACAGGAACAAGGCCUCCUUCGAUCCCAAGAAUGCAAAGCGUGCAAGUACAGCAGCUGCUCCCCUGGCUGCCUGGGUCAAAGCCAACGUCCAAUACUCCCACGUCCAAGAGAGGAUAGAGCCGCUGGAGAGAGAGCAGGCCGGACUACUGGAAAACCUGAGGAAAACUGAGAGUAGGAAGAAUAAGCUUGAGGACCAGCUCAACUCUGUCGGAGCCAAAGUCAACGAGUUGAAAGAGAAGUUUCAGUGUCACACCACAGAGGCAGCCAAGUUGGAAGCUGAGGUGACAAAAGCUCAGGACACGAUCACCGCCGCCCAGCAGCUCAUAUCACAACUGGACGGAGAACACACGCGGUGGAACGCACAGAUGUCUGAGAUAAAGAAUGAGUUGGAUACACUCCCCAUGAGGGCCAUGCUUGCUGCGGCCUUCAUCACCUAUCUGUCUGCAGCUCCUGAAGACCGUAGGAAACACUGUCAAGAGACAUGGAUGGCUCAAUCUGGACUACAGAAGUUUGACUUGCGGUCAUUCCUGUGCUCGGAGAGUGAGCAGUUGAUCUGGAAGAGUCAAGGGCUGCCGUCCGAUGACCUAUCCAUGGAGAAUGCACUUGUCAUACUGCAGAUCAAUGCACUCAAGUUACGGAGUGUUGCCUGUCCGUUCCUGAUCGACCCGUCAUCCCGAGCUACAGAGUGGCUACGCACACAUCUCCAACAGCACAGACUAGAGGUUAUCAACCAACAGGAUAGUAACUUCAUGACAUCCCUGGAGCUGGCGGUCAGAUUUGGAAAAACCCUUAUCAUCCAAGAGAUGGAUGGAGUUGAACCUGUGCUCUACCCGCUGCUGAGGAGGGACCUCAUAGCACAGGGUCCAAGAUAUGUGGUUCAGAUAGGAGACAAGGUCAUUGAUUACAAUGAGGACUUCCGCCUCUUUCUGGCAACACGGAAUCCCGCCCCCUUCAUCCCCCCUGAUGCUGUUUCCGUGGUUACAGAGGUCAACUUCACUACCACCAGGGCAGGCUUGCGAGGACAGCUGCUAGCCUUGACCAUCCAGCAGGAGAAGCCAGAAUUGGAGACUGAAAAAACAAGACUGCUACAACAAGAGGAAGACAAGAAGAUACAGCUGGCUCAGUUGGAAGAAUCACUGUUAGAGACCCUGGCUACAGCUAAGGGUAAUAUUCUGGAGAACAGGGAGCUGAUAGACAGUUUGAACCAGACCAAAGCAAGCAGUGCCCUGAUCCAGGAGUCACUGUUGGAAUCGCACCGGCUGCAGGCGUCCCUGGACCAGGAGCGGGAUGCCUACCUGCCUCUGGCAGAGAGUGCCAGCAAGAUGUAUUUUGUCAUCACAGACCUGUCGAAGAUCAACAACAUGUACCGCUUCAGCCUUGCUUCUUUUCUGCGCCUCUUCCAAAGGGCUCUUCAGGCCAAGAAGGAAGCAGAGAAUACUGAAGCCAGGAUUGCUGCUUUGGAGGCCAGCUUGAAGAAUAUGGUGUAUGAGUACGUCUGCCGGUUGCUUUUCAAGGCUGACCAGUUGAUGUUUGCUAUGCACUUUGUGAAAGGCAUGUACCCUGAACUCUUCCAGGAGAGUGAAUGGGAUGUCUUCACUGGAUCCAUUGUAGGAGAAAUGUUUAAGAAAGAGGAGUUCCCUUCUUGGAUUGAUCAGGAGAGGCAAGGAGCAGUGGCCAUUUUUAAAACUACAUUCCCAGCCCUCUACCAGUCGCUGUGUUUGAGUGACUCAGACCUUUGGCUGUCCUUCUCGCAGAGCUCGCAGUGUGAACAGGAAAUACCGUCUUCCAUUGCCAAGAAGAUUACUCCCUUCCAGCAGCUGUUACUGGUUCAGGCAGUCAGACCAGACCGACUGCAGAGUGCCAUGGCAGCAUUUGCCACCCAGGCCUUGGGUAUGAAAGAGCUCUCCCCCCCUCCUCUGAACCUGCGCCGUCUCUACACUGAGACGUUGGAGUGGGAGCCGGUGUUGAUCAUCAUCUCUCCGGGGGCAGACCCGUCCCAGGAGCUUGCCGAACUAGCAGCAGAAACCGUGGGCAGGGACAACUAUCAUGAGAUCUCCAUGGGUCAGGGACAGGCUGAUGUGGCCUUAGCUGCACUCAGAGAAUGUUCCCGAAAUGGAGACUGGCUUUGCCUGAAAAACCUUCACCUUGUCACUACAUGGCUACCGCUCCUGGAAAAAGAGUUAAAUGUGCUACAUCCCAAACCAGGCUUCCGUCUCUGGCUGACAGCUGAAGUUCACCCCAGAUUUCCUUCCAUCCUACUACAGUCCAGCCUCAAGAUCACUUACGAGGCUCCUCCCGGGUUGAAAAAAAAUCUGCUAAGAACAUAUGAGUCGUGGACUCCAGAGCAGAUCAGUAAAGGAGGCAUCCUGGCCAGAGCCCAGUCUCUGUUCUGUCUGGCUUGGUUCCAUGCUGUCUGCCAAGAGAGGCGCAACUACAUACCCCAGGGUUGGACUAAGUUCUAUGAGUUUUCCAUGGCGGACCUCCGAGCUGGCUUUGAGAUCAUCGACAGGCUUUUUGAAGGAGGGAAACCUUUCCAGUGGGAGUUUGUCCAUGGCCUGUUGGAGAGCGCCAUAUAUGGUGGACGGAUCGACAACCCCUCUGACCUCCGCAUCUUACGCUCCUACCUGGAGCAGUUCUUCUCAGCACGUCUCCUCUCGUCCUCCCUCUCAGCCAGUCAGAGAAAGAGCAGAGGAGGAACGCGCCACUUUCCACCUCAGAUCAGCCUCCCAAACUCCUGCUCAGUAUUGGACUACCGCAGCGUAAUAGAGAAUCUCCCAGAGGAUGACAGACCUGCAUUCUUUGGUCUGCCUGCCAACAUAGAGAGAUCCUCCCAGAGAAUCAUCAGCUCCCAGGUGAUUUCCCAACUGCGUGUCCUGAGCCGCUCAGUAGCAACCGGUUCAAAGUUCGACAGGGAGCUCUGGUCGAAUGGACUUUCACCCGUCCUUUACUUGUGGAAGAAACUCAACCAGGGUUCUACUCUGAUCCACCAGAAGGUGGCCCCACCUACAGAAGGUCAGGGCUCACCGGUCCUGUCAUUCAUCACUCUGGAGCAGUUCAACGCCAUCCGCUUGGUCCAGAGCAUUCACCAUUCCCUGGCUGCACUGAGCAAAGUCAUCAGAGGGACGCAACUGCUAACUCCUGAAGUCCAGAAACUGGCCACGGCCCUGCUCAAUCAAGAGGCUGAGAUGAGGACAAAGGGGAUAUGAUGAGGUAGAGGGGGAGAGAUACACAAUCAACCUUUUACUUCUUCUAUGUUUGUAAUCUCCUGAGAGGAGCCUUGGGCAUAAUUCCCUCUCCACUGCUUCCCUCCUCUCUCUUUUUAUAUUAAUCAGCAGGUCUUUAAUCUCAUCCCCGUCUCGCUCCCAACCAACUUUCUACAGUCUUCGUCUCUCAUGUUUUUCUCUCUCUUUCUCGGUCUCUCUCAACUCUAACAUAUCUCUUCACUGCAAUUAGCACUAAUACCAAGGCUAUGAAAUGUGUUAGCUACCAGGUAGGGGCUUUGUGAUAUAGUUGAAAUAAGUAUCGCAAUAUUGAAAGAAUAUUACCCCCUUUGCAAUAACAAUAUAUGGAAAAUGUAUGCAAAAUCACAAAUAAGAUAAUUUGCAACGCGAUAUUCAAUGCAUUGAACUGUAUUUCAUUGUAAUGCAGUAUAUUUCUUUUGAGUAUCCAUCUGGUGUUAGUUUCCACAAAUGAGGACACCUCGUAGUGCAUUAUGGCUGACCUACUCCUCAGCUACUCAGUAUAUAAAACAGAUGAGCUCUCAUUUCCUCUUUUACAGGUUUAUAAAUGUCCCCCUUUAAUUGUACUGUUAAAACGCCUCCUUCGACCCAGUAGUAGUGAGCACAGCUUUUUUCCUUGAUGGACCCAUUUUAAGACACUCUCUCUGUUUGUGUUGUGCAUAAUGAAAAUGCAGCAUUUCAAUGAGUUGUUUUAUAAAUUCAGAUGGUUAGUUAUGAUCCACAGUAUUGGCACAGGCCUGUUUCUAAGCUAUCCUCUCCCAGAGAGGAAGGAUUUAUUUAGAUCAUGGUGUAUUGAACAGAAAUUUCCUUGGUGGAAAAAUGUUUUGCAACCUUGGAAAAAGCAACAGCAGCUGUCACCUUUGUUGAUGCCGCCGUAUGUUCUGGCAAUCCACAACAUCCUUGACACAUAUUAGAUUUACUACCAGCAGAAUUUAAAAUGUGAUUACUUAUCUAACACCUGAGGACGUUGCUGGCCGCAAUUGACAAUUCACAUCAUUGUCGUAAAGAUAACAAGCCGCUUGCUCCUCCCUUAGAAGAAAGAGGACAUAUAGCAACAAAGUGAAAUAUAAAUUAGAUAUUCUUUCUUUUACAUUAAGUUAUCUUGAUUCUGUGGUUGUGGACUGUUUUUAUUUUAUCAUCAUACUUUCAAGCAAACUGGGAGUGAUAAGUAAAACGUGAUCAAGGGGAUCGUCUUAUUCAAAACGUGUACAAAUUCAACAAGUGAACUUGGAGACUGAAUUUGCAAGAAUUAAAUGCUCUGGCAAACAACUGCAACGCAAGGUGCCUUUCUGAGAUUAUGUGUAAUUAUGAGCAGUUGGUUGAGUAUGAAUCAAAUAAACACAAAGACUGUGUCGGAGGAACUAUUCAUUGAUUUCUUUGUUUCAAACAAACUAAAGAGAGCUCACUAUUGAUCCAGCUAUUUAUUUGCCUUGUAUGUAAACAAAUGUGAUCUGAAAAUGUACUAGGCCUUUAGAUUUCUGGUUUUCAGUAAAUGCAGCUGA
Molecule: messenger RNA, 14100 nt
Organism: Sebastes umbrosus (honeycomb rockfish)
Lineage: Eukaryota; Metazoa; Chordata; Actinopteri; Perciformes; Sebastidae
Gene: dync2h1
Product: cytoplasmic dynein 2 heavy chain 1
Exons: 93
Coding region: 146-12565 (4139 amino acids)
Biological process (GO): microtubule-based movement
Cellular component (GO): dynein complex
Molecular function (GO): minus-end-directed microtubule motor activity; dynein light intermediate chain binding; ATP binding
Source: RefSeq, a predicted model, not a curated record